Messenger RNA from Babesia ovata, 2442 nucleotides. RefSeq lists its product as uncharacterized. The transcript has a single exon. Lineage: Eukaryota; Apicomplexa; Aconoidasida; Piroplasmida; Babesiidae. The coding region runs from base 1 to 2442 and encodes 813 amino acids. The record is from RefSeq and is a predicted model, not a curated record.
AUGUCGGAUAUUGGAUUUUCUGGCGGCGACCAGGACCCCUGGCAGCAGCUCUCUGGCAGGUCGUCGAAGAUGCGCGUGCCUAACCGUGCCGUGCUCACCCGGAACGUCCCCUUCGGCCGCCAUAGACCGGCGCCGGAGGUUAUUGAGCACAUGCUCGAUGACCUGGAAGAACGUAUGCGCAACUAUUUUACUUUGUACAACCGUGAGCGUGAGCUGCGCAAGCAAAGUGAGGCUACGGCAUACCGCCUCGAGCAGGAGUUGGUCGAGGAGCGCAGGAAGCUUGCCGAGGCAAACACUCAGAUCGAACAUCUGGACACCAAGAUCAGGGCCUUAGUAGGUCAGCCUUUGAAAAUCCGUGCCACCAUCGACAAGAUCGAGCUGCUCUACAACCAGUUGGAUACACUGGUGCAGGCAUUCGUCGGAAUUGGCAGUUGCGCUACCUUGCAAAGCCAGAACCGUGCGGCAUUUUUGCGGCUGUUUUUAGAAUACCUGUACCCAUGCAGGGACCUGGAUGUCAGGCUGAACACUCUUUACACCGCCAUCUACGCAUCGAUGUCCCAUGUCGGCAAUGCGACCGAGUCCCACCCCCUGCCGACACCCGCGGCUCCUGCGCCAGCCCCAACACCAGCCCCGGUGGAGCUUGCUUCGCCGUCGGCACAGCUACGUGGCUUGUCGGUAACGGUUCACCAGCUGAUGCUCAAGAGCAACAAGUCUACCAACGAACCCGGGUGGUAUUCAUGCGUUUUCCGGUACGACAACGAGACGGCCGAAACCGCACUAUCUACGUCGUCUCGCGUGAUGAAGGUUACUGCAAGACCUAUGGAUAACGCAUCUGGCGUUAUCGACAUCAACGGCUGCGUAUCGGUUCAGCAGCUGCCGCCGCGUGUCCCCAACGUACUGCCGAUGCUGAUUCUGGACGUUUACUCCGGUAGCGUGCUGUUGGGAAGUUCUAAAAUGUCGAUUGUGGACGAGAGGACGCUGAAUGCGCGCGAGCCGUGGCAGAUAAUCGACGCUGGCGGGAACCACUGCGGUGACCUGAUCGUUACCGUGCGGGGCAUCCCCGACGGUGCUAAGCUGCCCGCUGUGAACUUCAUCCGUCGCAACGACGAGCUCAUGAUGAGCCAAGUGGCACCAGUGGAUGCCAACAAACCAUCGCAAUCUGAACCAACGGUUCCCGACAAGGUCAGCACAGCUGCACCCGUCACAAACAAGGCGCCAUCGGUGUCGAAGCCUGAGGCGAAGGCAAAGCUGCCUCCACCGCGCACAACUAUUCAGCCGAAACCAGCGGAGGAUACGCCGUUCCAGCCCAAGCAGAAGGCCAUAAUGCGCAAGCCACUGUUCCUCAAGGGUAAGCCGACACCGUUGGGAGCUCCUGCCAAAGCGGCAACGGCGUCCACCGAAUCGGCCACACCAGCAAAGGCAGCAUCAGCACCUGAUGCUGCGCCUAAAGCCACCCCCUCCAUCACGAAGGCGCCGUCAUUCGGCAAAUCAUCGAUUCCACAGGCUUCUGAUGGCAAGGCAAAAUCACCGGCUCCCGAAGCCGCUGCAUCCAAGGCUAUGCCGACCAAAGCACCGCCUAUGGUCGCCAGCAAGUCUAAUGUUUCGGCUGACUCAACGCCACAGCCAGAUGCCGCAUCAGCAACUCCCAAAGUAGCUGUUAAGGCACCACUUGGGAAGGCUGGCUUAACGCCCAAGGUUACAUUCCAGACCCCUAUAACAACGAAGGCAGAAGCUCCGUCUAUGGCUCCCAAGGCCGUGACUAAAGCGCCAGUGAGUGCUUCACCCGGGCCUGCUGAAGCGGCAGCUCCAACGGUGACUCCAAAGGCUGACCCGGUUCCUGCCAAGAAGGCGCCUCUCUUGGCUCCUAAGGGGGUCACCAAGGCACCAGUGGGCAUCGCUCCGAAGACAUCCCCAACUACCGAAGGCGCUGCACCGAAAGCGAUCGUCCCGAAGAUAGCUCCCAAAGCGAUCGUCCCGAAGAUAGCUCCCAAAGCGAUCGUCCCGAAGAUAGCUCCCAAAGCGGCGCCGGCAACGGAAGCACCUGCUGAUGGAGCAGUCGCUUCGGUUCCCAAGGGACCGCUGAUAGCCCCGAAAAGCAAGACGCUGGGUAUUGCCCCGAAGGUUGCAUUACCAGGAUUAACACCUAAGACGGCCCUGCCAGGUGCCGCUCCGAAGACACCAGCUGCCGGAAUCACGCCCAAGACGGCCCUGCCAGGUGCCGCUCCGAAGACACCAGGUCCCGGAAUCACACCCAAGACCGCACUGCCAGGAAUCGCGCCGAAGGUCGGACUGCCUGGAAUUACACCUAAGGUUGCGCCGCCACCGGAACCGGCGACUGCCGGCGAUGCUGCUGCAGGCGCAGACGAUAAGAAGCCAUUGAUUCCGAUUGCAAUAAAACCGAAAUUCCAGCUGAAGAAGCCACUGGCCGUGAAGAAAGCCUGA